UCUGAUCUCUGGAACAGGAGAAAAAAAGGCAGGGAUGAAACACUGUCACGUUUCAGAGGGGACACGUUCAUCCAAACACAGAUAGAAUGUGAAGACACAGAGAAAAUGAACCAGAGUUUCUGUCAGAGGCCAGAAACACAAAAUGUUUUCAGCAAAUCCAUCCUCUCUGUGUUUCGUCAGAAGAGCCCCAGUAAAGACUCAACCGGCUUGUGGAGGAGAAGAAAGGAGAACAGAUUCAAGGUUCUGGCAGGUUUCAGAAAAACAAUGGACUGUGAAAUGGAAGGAGAACAACAGAAAAUGGAUCCUACUGCAGAGAGCAGGAAGAUUAUCACUCGAUCAGCUAAAAGUGAUCAGCAGUCUGUGCCCCACCGGUAUCCUGCUGGGACCUGGGACCUGCGAAAGAACCACUGGCAACAAAAAUAUGCCCAUUUGUUCCGUAAUAACAAGRCAGCUGCUGGUUCUUGGAAAGAAAAACCUUCCAAUGCGUCACUGAACCGAAAUCUUCGUGUUAAGGACACACUGGAUAUUUGGGCUCUGCGCAAACAACGCAGAGAUAAGGGGGUAGCUCACUUGAGAGGGACUGAUCUGGAAGAUAUGGAUUGGCAAAAUCAGGAAACAGAGACCAGUUUCAACAACCCUAAACUGGGAAAUGACGUCUCUAAUCAACCAGUGAGAUUUAAUCUGGGAACCACUGACAUCACCAGCUUUUCCACUUCAGUGGGGRACUCAUUUGAUCUCUGGAACAGGAGAAAAAAAGGUAGGGAUGAAAUACUGUCACGUUUCAGAGGGGACACGUUCAUCCAAACACAGAUAGAAUGUGGACACAGAAAAAAUGAACCAGAGUUUCUGUCAGAGGCCAGAAACACAAAAUACUUUCAGCAAAUCCAUCCUCUCUGUGUUUCGUCAGAAGAGCCUCAGUAAAGACUCAACCGGCUUGUGGAGGAGAAGAAAUGAGAACAGAUUCCAGGUUCUGGCACGUUUCAGAAAAACAUUGGACUGUGAAAUGGAAGUAGAUCAACAGAGAAUGGAUCCUACURCAGAGAGCAGGAAGAUUAUCACUCGAUCAACUACAAGUGGUCAGCAGUCUGUGCGCCACCGGUAUCCCGCUGGGAUUUGGGAACUUCGAAAGRACCACUGGCAACAAAAAUAUGCCUAUUUGUUCCGUAUUAACAAGACAGCUGCUGGUUUUAACAAACAACAGCAGGAGAACAGAAAAAACUCAAAAAAUGUUUUCCACAAAAAACAAUCCUGCCAUCAGAAUAACUUUGGGUCCAACAAAGGUUCUACCWGGGCUGGCGGUCUGAAAAGACAUCCAAGAUAUGAAAGGGUCAGCACAAAAACACAGAAACAAAACAACAUGUCCUAUAAAUGGAGAGAAAACCCACACCAACAGCAAAACCUUUUCUCACAUCACCAUAUGUUUGUUGAUAAUCAAAAGAACAACCGGCAUUCGUUCUACCAAAGAAACAGUCCUGGAAACUCCAGAACGCCUUUCCAGAGAAAAGGUUCUACAUCCUACCAGAACCAUCAAAAAGGUAGUGAUGUGCAGAAUAGACACAAACGUCAACUGGGCUCACUGCGUGUGAAAUGGAACAAAUUCACGAGAACCAGAAACAAUUUGCAUUUCCGGAAAAAAUUUUAGUGUGAAUGCCUCUUUUUUAA
Messenger RNA from Austrofundulus limnaeus, 1662 nucleotides. RefSeq lists its product as uncharacterized. The record is from RefSeq and is a predicted model, not a curated record. NCBI's taxonomy places the organism in Eukaryota, Metazoa, Chordata, Actinopteri, Cyprinodontiformes, Rivulidae.